Messenger RNA from Clupea harengus (Atlantic herring), 1295 nucleotides. RefSeq names its product autophagy related 3 (gene atg3). NCBI's taxonomy places the organism in Eukaryota, Metazoa, Chordata, Actinopteri, Clupeiformes, Clupeidae. Gene Ontology annotation, biological process: glycophagy; nucleophagy; autophagosome assembly. The record is from RefSeq and is a predicted model, not a curated record. Gene Ontology annotation, cellular component: cytosol; phagophore assembly site. Gene Ontology annotation, molecular function: Atg8-family ligase activity.
GUGCUUGUCAGAUGACAGGUCAUGUGAUCUGAUGCUGACAAAGUCAGUACAUGCACUGGCAAAAUAUCAGAAAGACCUUUAUCAUUUCUGUGGAAGGAUUAAAGCAAAUUCUAAAAAAAAAGUUUGCAGCCAACAUGCAGAAUGUUAUCAAUUCCGUGAAAGGCACAGCACUGGGGGUGGCUGAGUUCCUUACACCCGUGUUAAAGGAAUCCAAAUUUAAAGAAACUGGCGUCAUUACUCCAGAGGAGUUUGUGGCUGCAGGCGAUCACUUGGUCCACCACUGCCCGACAUGGAAAUGGGCGUCAGGAGAGGAAACAAAAGUGAAGCCGUACUUGCCCAAGGACAAGCAGUUCUUAUUAACUCGUAAUGUGCCAUGCUAUAAACGCUGUAAGCAAAUGGAAUACUCUGAUGAACUGGAAAUGAUCAUAGAGGAGGACGAUGGCGAUGGAGGAUGGGUGGACACCUACCACAAUGCAGGUGUGAUGGGAGUAACAGAAGCUGUUCGGGAAAUCGCCCUUGAUAAUAAAGACAGCAUGAACAUGAAUGUGAAAGCUGGUGGUUGUGGAAAAGAUGGUGGGGAUGAUGAAGACGAGGAGGAGGAAGGGGAAGCUGCAGACAUGGAAGAAUAUGAAGAGAGUGGGCUUUUAGAGAACGACGAGGCUACUCUUGACACAAGGAAAAUGGUAGAGGCCAACAAAUUAAAAAUGGAGGCAAGCGGAGAAGAUGCCAUUUUGCAAACCCGGACUUAUGACCUCUACAUCACAUACGACAAAUACUAUCAGACCCCCAGAUUGUGGCUAUUUGGAUACGAUGAGGACCGACAGCCACUUACAGUGGACCAGAUGUAUGAGGAUAUUAGCCAGGACCAUGUGAAGAAAACCGUCACCAUUGAAAACCACCCUAAUCUUCCACCUCCAGCCAUGUGCUCCGUGCACCCAUGCAGACAUGCUGAGGUGAUGAAAAAGAUCAUUGAGACAGUGGCAGAAGGAGGUGGAGAGCUCGGAGUUCACAUGUAUCUCUUGAUCUUCCUGAAAUUUGUCCAAGCCGUCAUUCCCACCAUAGAGUAUGACUACACAAGACACUUCACCAUGUAAAUCCAAGCUGAACUUCAUUUGCUCUGAAUGAUUUGGCUGUGUUCUUCUGGCAAGCUCUAACUAUGGCUAGAGACUGAACUGGAAUGAACAGUACAAUGAAAGAUGUUCAUGGGCAUCUUUGCAUGUGUGAAUCUGAAGUGCUGAUUGAUGAUUUGCUGCUCAUCUACUAAAAAAACAUCUGUACCAACAGUUCAAGCACUA